AUGCUUAAACUGCUGCCUGAAUGCGAGGUCAAGGAUUACAAGGUUCAAUCACGCCCACUUGUUACCAGCUACUCCUUUCUUGAAUAUUCAACAUGCGUUUUUAACAUUCAAAAUUGGGGCGACAGCGUUGUUCAGCCUGCCUUGCAAUCGAAUCGAGGAGGCGAAAAGGUGCUCGACCAGCCAUACGGUGUGCUACAUCGCGGAAUGUGGAACGCGGCUGCUUCCAAACGAUUCAUCUUCUAUACAUCUAGCUAUCAUUUGAUGGUGUAA
This is a messenger RNA of Botrytis porri, 270 nucleotides long. RefSeq lists its product as uncharacterized. Lineage: Eukaryota; Fungi; Ascomycota; Leotiomycetes; Helotiales; Sclerotiniaceae. The record is from RefSeq and is a predicted model, not a curated record. The coding region runs from base 1 to 270 and encodes 89 amino acids. The transcript has 2 exons.